Pipistrellus kuhlii (Kuhl's pipistrelle) is the source of this 665-nucleotide messenger RNA. Its product is annotated as zinc finger protein 791-like. Gene Ontology annotation, molecular function: RNA polymerase II transcription regulatory region sequence-specific DNA binding; DNA-binding transcription factor activity, RNA polymerase II-specific. The record is from RefSeq and is a predicted model, not a curated record. Gene Ontology annotation, cellular component: nucleus. Gene Ontology annotation, biological process: regulation of transcription by RNA polymerase II. Bases 96 to 665 code for a protein of 189 amino acids. Lineage: Eukaryota; Metazoa; Chordata; Mammalia; Chiroptera; Vespertilionidae. The transcript has 5 exons.
AAGUUCAUUCAGCUCGAAUACCCUUCGAAUUUCUUUCCUCGGUCCGCGUUCUGUCUGGGCGGUGGAUCCGCAGGGGACUCGGGCCGGGAACGGACAUGGACUCAGUGGCCUUUGAGGAUGUUAAUGUGGAGUUCACCACAGAGGAGUGGGCUUUUCUGGAUCUGACCCAGAAGAAAUUCUACACAGAUGUGAUGUUGGAAACCUUCUGGAACCUGGCAUCAGUAGCAUGUAUUUUAGAAGACCAAUAUGACAACCAUGACAGUGAAGAUCAACAUGAAAAUUAUUGGAUGAAUCUUAGCAGUCAUAUGGUAGAGAGACUCUGUACAAGGAAGGAUGGUAGUCAAUGCAGAGAAAACUUCAUCCAGAUUCCAAAUAAUAAUAAAAAGAAAGAAAUUUCUGAAAUAAAACAACCUAAAUCCAGGUUGUGUAGGCAAAUCUUCAUGCGUUAUUUAUCCUUGAAUAACCAUCUGAGCUCUCACAUUGGACCCAACCUAUACCUGUGUCAGGAAUAUGAAGAAAACCUUUAUAAAUAUGAGGAACCUGAGAAAGCUUUCAAGCCUCACCAACAUAUUCAAAGUCAUGAAGGCAGUCCCAGUGGGAAAGCAUCCUUUAGAAAUCAUGAAAGAAUGCAUAUUUCUGGGAAACCAUAUGAGUGGCACUUUUGA